Messenger RNA from Coregonus clupeaformis (lake whitefish), 1172 nucleotides. RefSeq names its product dysbindin. Gene Ontology annotation, biological process: negative regulation of protein kinase activity. Bases 293 to 919 code for a protein of 208 amino acids. The transcript has 4 exons. NCBI's taxonomy places the organism in Eukaryota, Metazoa, Chordata, Actinopteri, Salmoniformes, Salmonidae. The record is from RefSeq and is a predicted model, not a curated record. Gene Ontology annotation, cellular component: cytoplasm.
AGCAAGAGCAGGUGAGAGAGUAUUAAGCAGACAAGAGGAGAAGAGAGGGUAAAACAGAAGACAUAGUAUUUUCCUGUGAGGAAUAUCUCAGAUGUUCUUGUUUUUUAAGCAUUCUCAACAGAUCUAGAGACUAGAUGACCAGGUUUUACAUACCGCAGUGUCCUGUCUUGGAACUCUGACAGGAGUGGACACACACACACACUCAUACACACACUCCCUCUCUCGCACACACACCUGCAUACACAGAGGUAGACAUUCUCCAUCACUGUCUGCAACCCCCCUCGAUUGGACCAUGUCCACGUCCUCGUCUGGAUCGACCAACCACAACAAGCGUCAGUCAUUGGAGACAGAUAACUCUCAGAGGGUGUUGGACAAUGACUCAGCCCAUCAUCUGAAGCUAAGGGAGAGACAGCGCUUCUUUGAGGAGGUGUAUCAGCACGAUAUGGACUUCCUCCUGUCCUCGGCCCACCUGCACAUCGACAGCAGGAAACCUCCCAUGGGCAGUAUCUCUUCUAUGGAGGUGAACGUGGACAUGCUGGAGCAGAUGGACCUUAUGGACAUCUCUGACCAGGAAGCUCUGGAUGUGUUCCUCAACUCUGGGGCCGACGACAGCCCACUGGCCUCCCCUUUACCAGCAGAGGUAGACGAUGAAGAGGAAGACGAGGAAGACGAGAGCAAAGAGGUUGUCUACAGGGAGCGUGUGCCAACUUGCGACGGUUGCCAGGGUUCAAAAUCUCGCAUGUCAUCCACCUCUUCCGGUUCCAGUGACACCAGCGGGACCGACACCCAUGUGGUCCAAUCAGAUGACGAGGAGGUGCACGCAGACACCCUGUUGCUGACCUCCGUGCCUCGAACAAAAGAUGAAGAGACAGAGGAAGAAGAGGAAGAUGAGAGAGGCCUGUCCGCUCCGUUGUCAUAGAGACACAAGUCCCUCAGCUGCUCUGACUGUUGUCAAUGACAACAAGGAGAGGGUAAACAGACUAACUCAGAGAUCCAUACAUAUACAGUACCAUCACUUCCUCUUUCCACGUUACCCUGCGGACGCCCCUGGACUUACUUGUGGGAAACCCCUAGCAUGGAAAACCCUUGUUAUUGUUUGGUGUGUUGUUAUGGGUCAACCCACUGGGCACAGAUGGCAUUUAAGCAUCUAGUUUUUAUUUACAUUUGGUUGA